AUGAUGUUCUCAUCCCCUGUGCUGAAAGAGUCAGCACUCGCAAAAGGAAGGUCACUAUACCCGAAAGUAACAGUAUUUUCCGAGAUUCUUCCACUUGCUUCGAAGAACCGUGUGCAUUCUUCAAAGAGAAGAGCUGCAGCUUCAUCCUGUACUCAAGAACUGCAAGCACUCUUUGGUUGCCUCAAAAAGUGGGAAUUCGACGACAAACCAUGCUCGAAACAGCACGCUUCGUACAUGGACUGUGUUCAUAAAGGAGCGGAAGAAGCCGCAGCAUACGCUGAAGCAGCAAAGAAGGGAACACUUGGGGAAAGCGGAUCAGGAGGAAAAAAUUCGAUGACUACAGCUCAAUUCAAUAAAAUCAUGCAAUUAUUCCCGCAGCCAAACCUCGGACAACCACCAUAUCGACAAAUGAAACGCCUCCCAACCCAAGAUUAUGCAGAAGAUAUUUUCCAUCGAAAACAUUGGAAAGGAAAACGAAGUUAA
Messenger RNA from Caenorhabditis bovis, 483 nucleotides. NCBI's taxonomy places the organism in Eukaryota, Metazoa, Nematoda, Chromadorea, Rhabditida, Rhabditidae. The record is from the annotation of a GenBank genome assembly.